Messenger RNA from Parnassius mnemosyne (clouded apollo), 1554 nucleotides. Lineage: Eukaryota; Metazoa; Arthropoda; Insecta; Lepidoptera; Papilionidae. The record is from the annotation of a GenBank genome assembly.
AUGGCAGUGUCGCAUCAGUGGUUCAUUGAGUGGACAUCACCGUCUAUAAUCUUCACGGACAUCAAUCGACAUUACAACGAUGUGAACCAGGGAUGGAACAAUCACGAAUGGAGACGCAUCAACGCCUUGGAAGCACUGGCGGAAAAUCGAGAAGAAUAUUUCACUGCACAACGAAGUUCGAAUCAUAAUCAUUAUGAAACAAAAAGAACCAGUGCUAAAUUAAACAGUCGACGCAUAUUCAACGUUAACGAUAGAACUAAAACAGCAGCUUUAACAAUAUGGAUGGCUAUGAUGGGGCUUACACGGCCGCAAUCAGUGCCCGCUGACAACGAGACGCCUCCCUUCAGUACACUCUACAAGUGGAAGACCAUCGACUUUGAGUUCCCGAGCUUGCAACACCGACGACAAGCUCUUCUUACAGGGAGUUAUAUUCCUUCGAACGUACUACCGCUUGGUCUGGAGGUGUGGGGUUCAAGAGUAUGGGUGACGCUACCCAGCUGGCGGAAAGGUGUGCCAGCCACGCUCGCUACUGUGCCGCGCGGUGGAGGUGUGGCGUCUCCGCUCCUUAUACCAUACCCAGACUGGAAUUAUCAUCGAGCCUUUAGUGACGACAAUAACUGUUCAGGGCUGACAUCCGUAUUCCGCGUGAACGCUGACCAAUGCGGAAGACUAUGGGUACUUGACUCUGGGCAAAUAAAUUCUCAAGACAAUCCAAAACAAAUAUGUCCACCCAGCGUAGUAGUGUUUGACCUUCAAACAGAUUCUAUGAUUGCGAGGUAUCCCAUUCCCGAAGAAUAUGUUCUGCAAGAUUCUCUAUUUUCUAACAUCAUAGUUGACAGUAGAUUAGAAGACUGUUCAGACAUGCAUCUUUAUAUAACUGAUACUUGGCGAUUUGGUCUUUUGGUCUUCAGAGAACGUGAUCAAAGAUUUUGGCGAUUUUCUCACCAUCUAUUCUACCCAGACCCGUUAGCUUCAAAUUACACAUUGCACGGACAUAAUUUUCAGUGGGCCGACGGUAUUUUUGGGUUAGCAUUAACACCUGUUAACCAAUAUCAAGAACGAAUAUUAUAUUUUCAUUCCUUGUCAAGUUAUAGAGAAUUUUAUGUUCAUACAAACGUUCUCCGCGAGCCUUCUAGAGUAAACGACAGUGCAACAGAAUUUAAUCUAGUCGGAGAAAGCAGGGGAUUAUUCGGGCAAUCGUCAGCGUCGGCCAUCGACAGGCGAGGCGUUAUGUUUUACGGUUUAGUGACAAGGGAUAGUAUUGGAUGUUGGGAUACGAAGAAACCCUAUCAUAAAAGAACUAUGGGAAUUGUGGCUACGAAUACAGAGACUUUGGUAUUCCCUAACGAUGUAAAAAUUGACCAGGAAAAGCGUCAAAGUUUAUGGGUCAUAUCAAACAGGCUACCGAUGUUUCAAGCAGAGAGCUUGAGUGAUGACGAUUACAACUAUCGCAUCAUGUUUGCAGACACCAUGGAGGCAGUGCAGGGUACAAUUUGCGACCCAUCGCUCGAAUUAUCCUCUCCUACUACGUUCAUUCAGCGUUGGUUGCCAUAG